This is a messenger RNA of Lachancea nothofagi CBS 11611, 1254 nucleotides long. The record is from the annotation of a GenBank genome assembly. Lineage: Eukaryota; Fungi; Ascomycota; Saccharomycetes; Saccharomycetales; Saccharomycetaceae.
AUGAAAAAUUGGAACAGGUGGGUCCAAGGCACUUUGAUUCUAGUCAGUUUUUUGUUAUUUAGAAUCUUCGUGAACUAUGGCAGCGGUUCAGGCCCGGCUGGUCCCUCUUCUUUCUUUCGGGUGCCACGCGUGGAGCGACAACAGAAUCUAGACGCUUCGCUAUCCAUACCGCUUCUUGACAAAGUCAAUGAAUAUUGGAUGGUCAAGGGUGAAACACAGAUCAGGAAUAUGGGUAAUAUUAGGUUAACCUCUCGCGGUCAGUCGGGUCAAUACGGUAUGAUUGUGUCAAAUGGGGCUGGCGACAACAUUCUGGACGACUUCGAGACUAUAAUUCACUUCAACAUCUACAACAAGAACAAUCCUACCAGAGGAAACUAUCUAAUGGGAGACGGCAUGGCUGUAAUGAUUACCCCAGAGAAAGACUUCGUUUCUUACAAUCAUUUAUCGUCUUACGCUAGAAAACAGUACGAACAUAACUCUGGGGGCAUUAUGUACAAUGAUCGAGAUCUCAUGGGGCUGCCACGUAACUUACCUGGUCUCGCAGUCGUUGUGGAUACUUACAGAAACGAUGCCAAGACUAAGAUAAAUCCGCCAUUCAUGACUGUUCUACUCAACAUGGACCCUCAGAAACAUCAUUACAGCCUCGCAACGGAUGGCAAGGAAAGCACAGGUCAUUUGUUGAUGGGACCGCACAGACUUAAAAACUCUCUGAUGUCUGGAAAAGAUGUCAAGCUGAGAAUAAUAUACCUUGAAAGUAUUGGGUUUUUAAAGAUAGAUAUCAGGUAUCAUGGCAGCGACGAGUGGAUUGAGCUAUAUCAAAAGGACAAAAAUCUUUAUUUGCCCAAGAACAAGCGAACAGGAGAGAGGUAUAUAGCCAUAAGCGCCUUGACUGGUCAACUUUCCGAAACCGUUGAAAUACAGCGAGUUGAGACCUCAGAGUUUCAUUGGGAUGGCCACACUGAUGAAGAAUUCAAUUACGCAGAGGAGAUGCAAUUUUUUUUAGCUCACGAGUUUGGCGAGCGUAUUGGAAUUCAAGAGAGCGAGUAUAGCAGUUGGAAGCUGGCCAAAUCCCAGGGAAGAACAAAUUUAGACCUGCCGUCACAAAAAAAGUCAUCGUCAUCAAAAUCACAUUUCGUCAUGAAAUGGGUUUGCAUUAUCGUAUUUCUCUACGGACUUUCGCUCUCAGUGCGAAUCACUCUGAAGCGCAUGCGCAAAGUUCGAACAAAGAAGUAUGCAGUCAGCAUUUUGGGUUAG